GAAAUUCAAAAUGACAAUUUUAAAACCUGUGUGCAUAGCCGCUUCGGAUUUGGUUUCCCUGAAACCUGAAAUACUCUGAGCAGCCAAAAUCGAGCAAUAAACUUUCAAAUAAAAGACUUCUGUGAUCUAGAUCUAUUUUUAAUUAAUCGGGAAAAUUCGAUUUUCGAUUUUCGAUUUUCGCCCUUCCUGUAUUUAACCGCCGAUUAUCAGGAAUUAAAAAUCUGAGACCUGUUUCGAGUUAGGGUUUCUGGAUAUCGGCACUUGGCUCAAAAAUAUGGUUAAGAGAAAGCUUGUUGUUAUAUGUCAAUCGCGUGGUAAUUUUACCACAUCCAGUGAUGGUUCGUUGAUAUAUAAUGGUGGGGAGGCUCAUGCUAUCACUGUAAGCAGUGAAACUAAAUUUGAUGAAUUGAAGUCAGAGAUGGCGGAUAUGUGGAAGUGUGACACCAAAGCUGUGACUAUGAAAUAUUUUCUCCCAAAUAACAAUAAGACGCUCAUCACCAUAUCAAGCAACAAAGAUAUCCAACGCAUGAUUGAUUUUCAUGAAGAUUCAGAAACCGUUGAUAUUUAUGUGGUUAAAGAUGACAAUCCAACAACUGAUGUCACACCUAGGCCUCGUAACAGGCCCAAAAAGACAACUGUUGCUGCGUCUGUUACCCCUCAGAAUAAUUCAAUAAUUGAUGUUUCUGUUUCUGGAGAAACUGGUCCACUCAGCACUGUGACUCCACAACCUUCUAAUGCUGGGAACUUAUUGCUACUUAAUAACUUAAACCUGGAAGUUGCUAACUAUGGGGAUGCUGACCAGCAAGAACUGCUGAAAAUAUGGAAAAAUGGCAUAACUGGUUUGCACCAGCAAUUUAAUAGUGUUCAUGAAUUCCGUGAGGUUUUAGGUAAAUAUUCCAUUGCUCACGGCUUCGCAUACUCCUAUAAGAAAAAUGAAGGUAGGCGUGUAACUGUUCAUUGCAAAGGUGAAGGUUGUCCUUGGAGGAUUCAUGCGGCAAGAGUGGCGACAACACAGUUAUUUCGAAUUAGAAAAAUAAAUGAAACACAUACAUGCGGGGCAGGUACUGAAUCAGCAUAUCGUCCCCCGGCAUCAAGGAAAAUUGUGGCAUCCAUUGUUAGGGAGAAGUUGCUGGAAACCCCUAAUUCUAAGCCAAGAGAAAUUGCCGAAGAAAUUCGUCGGGAUCUUGGAAUUGAAUUAAAAUAUUGUCAAGCUUGGCGUGGGAUGGAGACUGCGAGGAAGCAGCUUCAAGGAUCAUGUAAGGAUUCAUACAAUCAGUUACCUUGGUUAUGUCAGAAGAUAGUGGAGACAAAUCCAGGUAGUAUGGUCAAUCUCAAUACAAGGGAGGACUUAAGCUUCCACCAAUUCUUUGUUUCCUUUCGUGCCUCAUUUGUUGGUUUCCUGAAUGGUUGCCGCCCCCUUAUUUUCCUUGAUACUAUGACUAUUAAAUCAAAGUUUCAGUCAGAGCUACUUACUGCUACAGCAUUGGAUGGGAAUGACGGAUUCUUUCCCAUUGCUUUUGCUGUUGUAGAUGUUGUGAAUGAUGCUGCUUGGCAAUGGUUCUUGAUGCAAUUAAAAUCUGUGUUGGCAACCUCCCAACAAAUAACAUUUGUGGCAGAUAGACAGAUGGGGCUAAGGCAGUCGAUUCCCUUGAUUUUUGAGCAUUCUUACCAUGGUUAUUGCCUUGAUCAUCUAAUAGAGGAGCUGAAGCAGCACUUUGUUGGAACAUAUACUCAGGAAGUGGUACCUGUGGUUAUUGCUCAUAUGCAAGAUGCAGCCCAGGCUGCUACACUUGACGGUUUUAGAAAAAGCAUUCAGAGCAUUAAAAAUAUCUCUCCUGAGGCAUGUGAUUGGAUUAUACGAGCUGAACCUGAACAUUGGGCAAAUGCACUGUUUGAAGGUUCACGAUACAACCACAACGUGUGUGACAUUGCCAACUCAUUUUAUAGUUGGGUGAGUGAGCUUCCUGUAUUGCCAAUAGUACAUGUCAUUGAUACUAUUCGCAGUAAGAUCAUGGAGCUGAUGUACAAUUGCAGGGUGGAGUCAAAUCAGUGGCUGACAAGAUUAACUCCAACUUUUGAAAAUAAAAUACAAAAAGAGAUUUUCAAAGCACAGUCGCUUCAAGUUCUAUUAGGACUGAGUAGUUCUUUUGAGGUUCAUGACAGUCUGGGUGCAAUGCAUGUUGUGAAUGUUGAUCUCUGGGAUUGUAGUUGCCGAGAGUGGCAACUGAAUGGUUACCCAUGUUCCCAUGCUGUGGCUGUUCUUCAACAUAUUGGCAAGGAUUUGUAUGAUUAUUGCUCGAAAUAUUUUACCACUGAAGCUUUCCGGUUAACGUAUGCAGAAUCAAUUAAUCCCAUUCCAACUGCAGAUAAGCAUGUGCAUAAGGAUCCUACAGCUGUUCAAGUACAACCUCCUCCUCUGAUCCGUCUAUCGGGCCCUCCUAAGAAGAGGAGGAUACGGUAUAAAGGUGUUGUUAAGAGACCACUUCGCUGCAGCAAGUGCAAUGGAAUGGGGCACAACAGAGCAACAUGUCAUAUAUUCUUAUAGGUGCUGGGUACUAUAUCGUGAUGCAUGCUAAUUGUACAGCACUUGAUUUUGGUCAAUAUGGUGCUAGGGUCCUGAGACCUAUAGAUGGGUUGGAUGGAUAAUUGAUUUUUCACUUUAAUAUAAGGAUUUGGAGAACUUUCUUUCAAGUGGGAUGUGAAUGCUAAAUUUGUUUUUAGCGGCUUUGUUUCUUUUGAUUGCAUACUCUCAGCGGCCGAAUCGCUCCCUUUUUUCAUUUGUUGUAGGCCUUGUGUUUGUGAUUAGGGUGUCUUCUUUUUUUUAGGUAAGUGAGUAGGGUGUCCUCGUUACCUCUAGGUUUGUAUUAAGUUACUUAACUCACUGGUUUAAUGAUUUAUUUUAGUUCUUA
Molecule: messenger RNA, 2909 nt
Organism: Mangifera indica (mango)
Lineage: Eukaryota; Viridiplantae; Streptophyta; Magnoliopsida; Sapindales; Anacardiaceae
Exons: 3
Coding region: 275-2545 (756 amino acids)
Molecular function (GO): zinc ion binding; protein binding
Source: RefSeq, a predicted model, not a curated record